AUGCCCAGUGACAGCGAUCAUAGCAAUGCGAAAGACUCCCCCAAAUCCUCAGCGUCAGCGUCAAAACGUCUACGCCAGGUCGCAUCCCACCUACCGGCUGACUACUCGGAUGUUCUCGCCCAGAUCGACACCCUGCGCAAAAUCGCUGCCACGCCAGAUGUCUCACGACGAGGCUACAUUCGCCAGAAGCAGGCCGGCAAGUUAUGGGUGCGCGAACGCCUGGAUGCGUUACUCGAUCCCGGCAGUUUCCGGGAGAUCGGGUCACUGUCUGGCACCGUGACGUGGAAGCAGAUCGAUCCAAUGCGCGAGGAGCCACAGUUGUUCGUUCCAAGUAACAACGUCCAAGGCAUUGGAGCACUCCGUGGUCGUCGUGUGCUGCUCACGGCGGACGACUUUACUCUCCGCAGCGGGCAUGCGGACGGUGCAUCGCACGAGAAGACGAUCUACGUCGAGAAGCUAGCACUUGCCCUGAAGCUGCCGAUAGUGAAGCUGGUCGAUGGUAGCUCCGGGGGAGGCAGUGUCACGCUCAUCCGGUCGGCAGGAUACAGUUACUUGCCGUAUGUGUCCACGUAUAAGUAUGUGGUGGAGCAGCUGAACCAGGGGAUUCCGAAUCUGGGGGCAGUUGUUGGUCCAGCUAUUGGCCUCGGGGCUGCACGGGUCGUGUCUUGCCAUUUCUCCGUCAUGGCCGCAGACGUCGGCUCACUGUUCAACGCAGGCCCGGAGGUGGUCAAAGGCGCCACCUUCGAGGAAGGACUGGACUUCCAGACGCUCGGCGGGCCCAUGGUGCACUGCACCAACGGAACGAUUGAUAAUGUCGCCGCCAGCGAAUCCGAGUGCUACGAGCAGCUACGCACGGUUCUGGGGUUCUUACCCAACUCCGGCCGUGAGGCGCCACCGGUCAUCAAAUCCGAGGACCCAGAGGACCGCGCAGACGAGGCCCUGCGCCGGAUCAUCCCCCGUCGACAGACACGCAUGUAUAAUCCCUGGACAAUAAUCAACGCGGUAGUCGACCGCGACUCCUGGUUCGAGAUCGGGGCGCUUUGGGGCCGCACGGCGAUCGGGGGACUGGCGCGGUUGGGCGGACGUCCUGUGGGGGUGAUCGCGCUCAAUUGCGAGGUCAACGGGGGCGCGUUGGAUGCUGCGGGGAGUCAGAAGCUGACGCGCUUGUUGAAGCUGUGUGAUGUGAUGAACCUGCCGGUCCUGCAGUUCAUCGAUGUUCCCGGCUACGCCAUCGGCACCACCGCCGAACGCACCGCCACGAUGCGCUGGGGCGUAGAGCUAGGCAAGACCUAUUUCACCACCACCACCCCCUUGUUCAACGUCAUCGUCCGCCGCGCCUACGGAGUUGCCGGCGGUCUGAUGCUUGGAGCGCGCGAUCCCGUCAUGCAGGUCGCCUGGCCCUCCGGACAAUGGGGGUCGCUUCCGCUGGAGGGGGGGAUCGAGGUGGCGCAUCGUCAGGAACUGCGCGAGGCAGAGCAGCGGGGUCAGAAGGCGGCGCUCUACAAGGAGCUGGAGGAGGAGUAUCGGCGACUGAUGAAUCCGGUGCGCACAGCUAAUGCGUUCGGCGUGGAGGAGAUUAUCGAUCCUAAGAAUACGCGUCGCGUGUGCUGUGCGUGGGCGCGGCAUGUGUAUGAGGUUCUGAUGCAGGAGCGGUUGGCGGAUAGGGCGAUGGGGAAGAUUAGACCUGUUUUUGCUUGA
Aspergillus saccharolyticus JOP 1030-1 is the source of this 1698-nucleotide messenger RNA. RefSeq names its product acyl-CoA carboxylase subunit beta. Bases 1 to 1698 code for a protein of 565 amino acids. Lineage: Eukaryota; Fungi; Ascomycota; Eurotiomycetes; Eurotiales; Aspergillaceae. The record is from RefSeq and is a predicted model, not a curated record. Gene Ontology annotation, molecular function: propionyl-CoA carboxylase activity. The transcript is spliced from 3 exons.